Molecule: messenger RNA, 750 nt
Organism: Porites evermanni
Lineage: Eukaryota; Metazoa; Cnidaria; Anthozoa; Scleractinia; Poritidae
Source: the annotation of a GenBank genome assembly
AUGGCUUCUGUUGGAACUUGGCAUCAACAUAUUUACAACAGCUCUCCAAAGCAACCUACCCCACACUUUGUGGCCAACAUACUUGGGCUUCAUUCGGGGCACCAACCGAACAGCUCAACAGUCGCUUGCCCUCGACAAGAACAACCGCCUGGUAAAUUGCGUCGAGUUAAAGAGAGAGAAGUGAAACAAAAAUACAACGAGCUGAAUGAUUCGGCACCCGAUAGCAAGGAAAAGGAAAUUCGGGUGCAAUCAAAAUCAGAUACGAAAGGUAGGUGUCUUCAUGCUCCGUUAAUGGGCUCGGAAAUUUGUGGCGGGUUAAUCGAUGCGGAUCAAUUUUCUAAACGGUUCUCCGCUUGCUUCCUCUUUAUAGAGUCUUCGACAGUUCAUUCCAAGGAACUCAAGAGACUUAAAGGGAAAGCUGGUAGAGAAAAAGUCAGAAAGAAAAAAGCUCGAACAACGUUCACGGGAAGACAAAUUUUCGAGUUAGAAAAGCAAUUCAAAGAGAAGAAAUAUCUGACUGCCACCGAGCGCAGCGAUAUGGCCUCUCUGCUUAAUGUAACUGAAACGCAAGUCAAAAUUUGGUUUCAAAACAGGAGAACGAAGUGGAAAAAGCAGGAGAAGAUAUGCGAAGACAACAAUGAGAACGAAAAGGAUUCACAAAGCGACAAUUCAGACAACAAAGAUAGUGUAUCGUCGGAAAUUUGUGUCGACAAUGACGAUAAAAGUUCGGACUUGGAUGAGAGCGGUUAG